This is a messenger RNA of Python bivittatus (Burmese python), 4548 nucleotides long. The record is from RefSeq and is a predicted model, not a curated record. Lineage: Eukaryota; Metazoa; Chordata; Lepidosauria; Squamata; Pythonidae.
AUUUGGGAUUGUUAGAGUUAUGGAUGAAGCUAAGCAGACAUUAUCAAUGAAGAAUAAAGGCAAAUAUGAGAUUGCUUUCAGCUUGGCUAUUGAAUCCACAGAACAUGGGAUGUCUAAUCUGGGUCAGCUGUUCACCAUCCAGCCCCAGAAGGGGAAUUUGGGUCCCAACGAUCGCCCUACUCAGAUCCAGAUCGCUUUUCAUUCGAAGAAGGAAGUGAAAGUUGAAGACAAGCCUGUUUUGCAGUGCCAUGUGAUUGAGCCUACCCUUGGUGAAGGAGGGGAGGUCAUUGCCACCAUUCCCAUCAGAUUGUCAGUGCAGUCCUUAUUCACCAAGUUCAGCAUUGUCCCUCCUUCCCUCAUCAACUUUGGGCCAUUGGUGAAUGGCUCCCGGAAGACCAGCAGUUUCACCAUCGAGAACAAGGGGGCCCUGGAUUUCAAGUUUACCAUCUGCAAGCAAGUCCGCGAUGCAGUGAUUCCAGCAAAGAAAGGAAACUCUCAUAUCAAAACUUCCCGUUCCCGUGACACAGACCUCAGCCGGCAGAAUGCUUUUCCAGGCACAGGCAGGCAAAGCAAGCAUGCUGAAUCCUUGCAAAGAGACAUGAACCUCGUGGGUCAGGCUCGCUUCUCUCUUGGUAUGUUCACUGUGUAUCCGGGCUAUGGAAACAUUGCUGCAGGAGGCCAUCAGGUCAUCACUGUGGAUUGCUUUGCUGACCCUGUUGGGAAGUCUGAAGAAUACCUGAUCAUUGAGGUCACAGACCGAGACCCUGAAGACAAUCCCGGAGGCAUUCUCUACAUGCUCGUUGCAGAGUCCUGCAUUCCAGGAUUUGUGACUGACAAUCUUGGGACCAUUUUUGAGGAGCAUCGGAUCUGUAACAGUGGCAGCCUUAGCCAAGUGCUGAAGUUCAUAGGCUGUGAAGGUGUGUUUGUGACUGAUGAGAACAAGUUUCUCUUUAACAAUGUCCUGGUUGGGCACCAGGCAACAGCUCGCUUCAAGAUCUGCAACACUGGCCGAAUCCCCUGUGAUGUUGUCAUGACCACAAAGCUAAUUUCUGCCAAGUCCACUGCCCGAAUCAGCGACACCUUUGAGCUCCACCCUGUGCGCAUGUGCAUCGCCAGUCAUUCACAUGCCUUUGCAACUCUGACCUUCUCACCACAGACCAUGCAAACCUACCAGUGUAUUUUUGAGGCUUCAGUUGAUGCAGUGCCCAGUGUGGUUGCCAAAUCAAGAGCUCUAUCCUUUGAAGUCACUGGAGAUGGCAGCCUUCCUCGAAUCACCAUUGUGCGCCCUGUUCUCCGCAAUAAGAAGGGGAGCCCACUCCUCCUCUUCAGGAAGCUCCUGUUAGGUCACAUGGAGGCACUCCCCCUUGUCCUUAAAAACAGCGGCAGCCUGUUAGUCCAGUUGUACCUUGAUAUGUCAGAUGACAGUGGUGCUUUCACCCUGAAGCCCAGGCCCACCACUCAGUGCAUUUAUGUGUCUUCUCAGAAUGAGGAGAAUGAACCCAGUGAUGGAGUCCGAAAACCACACACAGCUUCCUUGGUCCUGCACAACGGGGAGUCAGCUGAGUUUGAUGUGAUUUUCCAGCCUAGCUUGGCCCAGCGGGUUGAAGGGCUGAUCCACCUCUCUAUCGUGGACAACCAGUAUGAGGAAACCAGCAUCCAGCUUAUUGGCGAAGGCUACCAGGAUAAUGUCACACUAGACAAUAUUCAUAGCCCGGUGGCAGAGACUGAUACAGAAAACUUUGAGGGGCAACUGGAUGAGAACACAGGAGAGGCUGUGAGGAUAGAACAUAUCCAGUUUGGAGACUGCCACAUUGGGAAGCUGUAUCAAGCAGCGUUCACAGUCACAAAUCACAGCAAGUCUGAUGUGAUGAGAUUUGAAUGGCCUGCUUUGGGCUCAUGUCAGUGCUCCCCACAGGUUGGCCAUCUCCAUGCAAGGUGCACUAAAAACAUAAUUCUGACUUUGAAAUCCAGCCUGCCCAUCACCCUCAGACAGCAGCUCCUCAGAUGCAAGGUGUCCAAAAUUGCCUUUCAGUGUCCUGCUGACCAGGUACCAGAUUGGGAUGAUCGCUUGCAUACUGUCAAAUGGGUGGAUGUGUCAAAGGGCAUCACAAGUACACGUCCAGCAAAAAAGAAGGUGAUAGAGACGGAUCCAGAACCUGCUCAUGUGACUGUGGAAGAGGGUAGCCAGGAACUGGUCCUUCGAGUGAGUGCCAACGUUGACUUUGCCCAAUAUAAAAUGGAGGUGGAUGCCGUGCAUUUCAGAGAUACAUUGCUCUUCCAAACAAGGGUGUUCAAGGUGGAGCUGUCCAACACAGGGAAUGUGCAACUGGAGUAUUCCUGGAAAGUAGUCAUGGAAGAAAGUGGGAAGGCAGUAAACUUCGCUACUGAACCUUUGUCCACAACCCCAGAAGGGGACCCAUCUGGAGCAUCAACUGCUUCCAUCAAGGCACAGUCUAGCCGACCACUCAGCCAGCUCGGAAGCAUGCUGGAUAGUUUAUCUUCCUACGUCUUCCCGGUGGUCAUCCGCCCUCCAUUCUUCAUGGAGCCUAGCAGUGGGACUGUUCCUCCUGGGAAAUCUCAGUCCCUCCAAGUGAAAUUCUCUCCCCAGGAAGUAGGAGAGUUUGAGGGUCGUCUACUCUGCAGCAUACCUAAUUUGAAGCUUGAUGAGCAGGGUCCGGUUGUGGCUGUGAAAGGGAAGAGUCUCCUGCCAUAUUGCCAUUUUGAGCUGGAAGACUCUGAUUACAUUACUGCAAACAGGCGCAACUCAGACUUGCGAGGACCAGGAGGGAUGAGUCUGGACCUUCAAACUAAAGUGAUUGAAUUCACCUCUGUAGGAGUCCAUGUCAGGAACACCAGGAGCUUUGCCAUCCUGAACCCCACCAAUGCUGCCUACUCUUUCCAGUGGACCUGCGAGCAGCAGGAAGAGGGGAAAGAGCCCCCAGCCUUCAUCUGUUUCACUGAGCGGGGGCUGCUCCGGCCAGAGAAGAAGAUGGAGAUUAUAUUUGAAUUCAUUCCCAAGCAUCUGGAUGUUACAGAAUCCUUUUGGACCUUCGCAAUUUUGGAACACAACAUCACUGUCCCAUUCCUCCUGGUUGGUCACACCACAGACCCGGCUGUGUCUUUGGAGAGAGCCCACCUGAACUUCCGCUCACUUUUGAUUGGACAUGAAGUACGUGAGAGCAUUGAUAUAGUCAAUGAUGAGAAUGAACCCUACAGUUUUUCUUUCCGAGACUGUUCCCGUUUUUCAGAGGGACGAAUCAACUGCUUGAAUUUGCAGCCCAUGGAAGGUUUGAUCCCACCUCAUUCCAGACUUCCAGUUAACAUCUACUUCAUGCCAACCCUGGAAGGGGAAGUAAAUUUUAACCUGAUCUGUGAUGUCAAGAAGAAAAGCCAGCCACUCUGCUUGAAUGUCAAAGCCACUGGCCACACCAUGAAUGUGUCUGUGAAGUGUGAAGAAAGUCAUGGUGUGGUAACUGAGCUGGACCCUGACCAGCUGAAGCAGAUCCACUUUCACGAGAUGCAAGUGAAUGAUUAUGCAGAGUGUAACUUCUCCAUCCUCAACACUGGCAAAUUCAACUUCAUCUUUUCCUGGGAGUUCUGCAAUGCCAGAAAGUUCCAGCAGUAUUUUGCCAUCUCCCCAGAUAAUGGCGUUGUGGAAGCCGGGGAGCGGGUGGAGGUCAUGCUCUCCUUUCACCCCCUGAAGGCGUUUAUCUUAAGGGACAUUGAACUCAAACUGCAGAUAAGCCAUGGCCCCACGUUCACGUGUGUGUUGCAAGGCUCAGUGUCGGCUCCCAGCAUCCAUUUCUCACCCCUCAAAGUGGACUUUGGCAAUUGUUUCAUCUACCAAGCCGGGAUGCCCAUUUCCAAGAGAACCUUGGUGGUCACUAAUAAAGAUGGCAAGAAAGCCAGCGUGGAGUGCUUGUUCACCAACACAGCUUACCUUGAGAUUGGUCUCCAUUCUGAAGUACUGAGUCCUGGAGGAAAGGUGGAGAUUCCAAUCAGCUUCUAUCCCCGAGAAGCCAUUUCCUACCAUGAAAUCAUCACCUUUGAAAUAAAUGGGCUCUUACAGCGGACCGUAGAGAUCUUUGGGAAGGGCAUUGAGAUGAAGAUAGAUGUUGUGGAACCUCCCCAGAAAGUGCUGAAAUUUGGAGCUGUCCCUCCAGGGCACAUUGUGAAGAAGGGAGUCACCCUAAUGAACAACAGUGUUACCUUUGUCACAUUCAGCCUGAGUUUUGUGGCCUCUGUUCCAGAGUUGCAGGAAGCAAAGGUACUCACUAUGUCUCCAUAUGGCGAAAUUACCUUGAAGCCCCAGGGAGGCACCUGUCACGUGGAGGUGACCUUCAGCCCAAAGAGCCGUAUCCUGCCAUUCUCAGAGGAGGUUCUGCUUGAAUGCCAAGGGCUCCUGCGCUCCAUCUUUAUUGUGCAAGGCUGCUGUCAGGGCAUUGAAGUCCACCUGGACCAGGAUCAUAUCCCUUUUGGAGCUGUGGUGCUGCGGAGCCAGGCUUCUCGGCGCAUCAUGAUGCAGAACACAGGAGACGUUGGAGUGGG